Molecule: messenger RNA, 5768 nt
Organism: Rhea pennata
Lineage: Eukaryota; Metazoa; Chordata; Aves; Rheiformes; Rheidae
Product: protein mono-ADP-ribosyltransferase PARP14-like
Exons: 16
Coding region: 8-5458 (1816 amino acids)
Biological process (GO): protein poly-ADP-ribosylation; negative regulation of gene expression
Cellular component (GO): cytoplasm; nucleus
Molecular function (GO): NAD+ poly-ADP-ribosyltransferase activity; transcription corepressor activity; NAD+-protein mono-ADP-ribosyltransferase activity
Source: RefSeq, a predicted model, not a curated record
CGCGGCCAUGGCCGGGCAGCAGCCGGACGCCUUCCCGCUGCUGGUGCGCGGCGACUGGGGCGCCGCCGAGCCGCCGGGCGCCCUGCGGAAGAAGCUGCUCUGCUACUUCCAGAGCCAGAAGCGCUCGGGCGGCGGCGAGUGCGAGCUGCGAGCGGGGCCGGCGCCCGGGCACCUCCUCGUCUGCUUCGCCCGCCGCGACGUGAGGCAGCAAGUUCUUCAGAGACAGAUUCAUGAGCUGGAUUUGGGAGGAAAGAAGAAGUUGAAGCUGUUUGUCAUGGAGCCUGAAACAGCAGCAGCCACUGAAAAGGAGGCAUCUCAGGAAGAAAUAGUUCCCACAAAAGAGAAUAGAGAAUAUGACGCAGGGGAGGCCUCGUGGACGGCGCAGAGUUUUGUUUCGAGUACUGAGCUGCAGGAGAAGUCGUGCUCCACAGAGAAUAUUGCAGAGUGCUCCACAGGGACCUCGCUGUUGGUGGCCCUGAAAAACGUGCAGCACUUCAACGCAAAAUGUUUAUGUAUGCUGUUGGAGAACAUCAGUGGCUUAACAGCAGAUGAUGAUUUCCAUGUGGAAAUGAUACCUGACAUAAACACUGCCGUGGCUACUUUCGUAAAAAGUGUCGAUGCUGAAGAAUUUGUCAAAAAAUGUGCAGAAAACAAACAAAUUAAGAAAUCUAAAAUUACUGCCAGGCUUCUUGAAGUGACCUGCAGCCUAAAGGCUGAAAAUAUACCAGCUGGCGUUUCUACGGACUAUAUCACUCUUUAUUUUGAGAGCACACGCAGCGGAGGUGGGCUUGUGUCGGACGUCCAGCUCCUGCCCGAGGAGCGCUCGGCCAUCGUUACCUUCUGCAGUCCCAAAGAUUUAAGCGCUGUCUUGGAAAAGCAGCAUUCACUUGAACAGACGCCAAUUUCUGUGCAUCCCUACUACCAUUCCCUGGGAACAGCUCUCUAUGGAGAGGAAAGACCAAGUGUCAAGAUGCCGGAGCCCAUCAGGGUGCCGCUGGAUCCCUACAUCUGGCAGUUUUUACAAAAGCGGGACCAGCUGAUCCAAGAAAUAAACCAGGAAAUGGCAGUUUUCCACUGUGACGUGAAAUGGCCGCAGACCGGUUGUACACACCCAGAGAUCACAUUGUGUCCCUCGUCCUCCCUCUCCGAGCAGAAAAUGCUGAUGAUUCAGUUGAUCAAAACAUGGAAGCAAGAUGCUUCUGCGGAGCUCUCGCGCAUCAUGUCCCGCUACACAGCCAUAAAGUGUCAAGUAAAUUCAGCAGAUUGGGAAGACGUGAAGGCCAGACUGGUGAAAGAUGUUGCUUUGAUUGUCACAGAUACUUCUGAGGAGAUGGUGGUGAUUGCCGGCAACAGAGCAGCCGUGGACAGUGCAGAGAAAGAAGUGAGGGAAUGCCUGGAAAAAGCCAUGAAAGAAAGCGAAAGGCAAAAACAGAGUAUAGAAAUUUCUGUGUCAAUAAUGCCAGGGAAAUAUGCAUUUUUGCACAAUGCUGGGUUAGAAGAGAAUAUUUACAAAGAAUAUCCAUGCUUAAAGAUCUUUUAUGAUGAUACAAAAAAGACUAUCCAGUUACGUGGAUUACCUGCAGAAGUGUAUAAAAUCAAAGCUGACUUACUGGAAAAGAUAGUGAACAUGCCAUAUAAAUCAGUUAACAUUGUUCCCCAUGUUUUCCAAUAUCUACAGUGUGUAGAUAGUGAAACAAUGUCAGGGAGAUUAUUUACUUCAAAAAAAAUUAAGGCUUUUUAUGAGCUGGAGGAUGGUAAUGUAGUGCUGUUUGGAGAGUCUCCUAAAGAUCUCUUAGAUGCAGAAAAGCAAAUAAACACAGCUUUAGACUGUAAGUGCAUUGAUCUGGAGGACUCUGAAGUAAUUAAAAAGGAGGGGUGGAGAAGUCUCGUAGUCUUUUUGUGUAAGAAGUACAAUUAUUCCCAGAAGACUGUAACAAUUGAUGAACCUGAUGGAAAAGAAAAUAAAGUGAUCAUUACUGGCUUUUCUAAAGCUGUAGCAGAAGUUUAUCAGAAUGUUUUUGAUUUUAUAGAUAGAAACACACACAUGGAAAAGGUAAUCCCAGCUAAGUCAGUGGCAGCAGUGCAGUUCAUAGAGAAGGAAAAAGCCAAUGUUUAUCUUGAAUUCAGGAAGAAAGGUGUGACAGUGUGUUUUGACAUCAAGGCACCGUGUAUUUCUCUGAGUGGACCAACAGCAGAAGUGCCAAAGGCAGCCACCACAGUUGAGCAAAUUCUCUCCUCACUGUGCUGUAAAAAUGUGCUAAUUGAUAAACCAGGAGCCAAAGAGCUUUUCACAGAGAGGAAGGAUUUGUACGUUUUGGAGGCAAAGCAGAAAUACGAUUGUUUGAUCAGGCUAAAACAAGAACAAGAACAAAAAGAUGAAAAGGUUGAUAAUGAAGUGGAAAGAGAGCUCCACUACAAGGAAACCCUGGAAGGUGGAGUUGUAAUAGCAGUCUAUAAAGGUAACUUGUGUAAUUAUCCAGUGGAUGUUGUGGUAGAUGUAUUGAGUGAAGACUCAAAACCCCUUGAGAACCCUGCUGGGGCCCUUCUACAAGUGGCCAGUCAAACCCUGCAAAGAGAGUCUGAGCAGCUGCUGAAGCACAGGUGCCUGAAAGCUGGAGGCACCUUCGUCACCAGUGCGGAGAAGCUCCCCUGCAAGCAUGUGAUUCAUGCUGUUGUGCCCAGUUGGAGGAAAAAAGAGACAGCAAAAUUUUUGCACUGGGUAACGAAGACAGUGAAGAGAUGUCUACAACUGGCCAAAGCAUUUAAUCAUCGUUCCAUAGCUUUUCCUUCUAUAAGUGCUGGGAUUUGGGGCUUCUCGCUGCAACAGUGUACACAUUCAGCUGUAUUCUCCAUCAAGAAAACUUUGGAAAAAUCUGUGGGGAACAGCAGCUUGAAGGAGGUUCAUCUUGUGGACGAUGAAGACAGAACGAUUCGGGUUCUGAGUGAGACAGUAAAACAAGUGUUUACUACUAAAUCAUCCUCCGGGACAUUGCUGCCCCAGCUCUCUGAGAGCUGUAGCCUGAAGGAAAGCCAGAAGGCCAAGAGAAAAGAGGCUCUGCAGAUGAUUACAACAGGUGAAGGACUGUGCAUCAGACUGGAGCAAAAAAACAUUCAGGAUGCCACGACGGAUGUUAUUGUCAACAGUGUGGGCGUGGAUCUGCGGCUUGGUGUGGGGUGUCUUUGCAAAGCCUUGCUGGAGAAGGCUGGGCCAGGACUCCAGUUAGAGUUUGAUAAGGAAAAGCAAGGACAGGUAGCUGGUCAAGGGACCGUGCUCCACACUGGCGGAUACAACCUGGCCUGCAAGUCCGUGCUUCACGCCAUUCUUCCCGUCUGGGACAGAGGAGUAGGGCUGGCUCUGAAGACCCUAGAAGACAUAGUCAAUUGUUGCCUGCAGAAAACUGAAGCACUUGCACUGAAUUCGAUUGCUUUCCCACCAAUUGGAACUGGAGGGUUUGGAUUUCCCAAGUCCACCGUUGCUAAAUUAAUGUUCGACACGGUGCUCAAGUUCAGUAGCAGUCACGCUCCGAAGACUCUCCGGGAAGUUCAUUUUCUCUUGCACCCGAAUGAUACCAAUAACAUUCAGGCAUUUACCAGUGAACUAGAACAUAGGGUGGCGGAGAAUUGCAGUGCGACAGCACCACAGCAGAUUUUCAUUGAGCCUGUUACAACUAACACAUUGGAAGUUCAUGAAAUGCAGAUUGGUUCUAUUACAGUCCAGCUAGUUAAUGGAGAUAUUACUAAGGAAGACACAGAUGUUAUUGUAAACAUAUCAAAUUCAACAUUUAAUGUCACAUCAGGGGUCUUCAAAGCAAUUAUGGACGCUGCCGGUUCCCAGGUAAAAGGAGAAUGUGCUCAGUAUGCUGGGCAGCUUCAACACGGCUUUGUUACUACACAAGGUGGAAACCUGCCAUGCAGCAAAAUCAUCCACCUGAUUCACAAUCUGGAUGUGAGGAAACAGGUCACCCAAGUGCUUCAGGAGUGUGAGCUCCAGAUGUACAAGUCUGUGGCCUUCCCAGCAAUUGGAACAGGUCAGGCAGGACAGAGUCCAGCAAAGGUAGCGGAUAACAUGUUGGAUGCUAUAAUUGAAUUUGCAAGCAAAAAAGCAGUACAGCAUUUGAAAAAAAUUAGAAUAAUCAUCUUCGAGACAAAGAUGAACAGCAAUUUUUACAAAAGCAUGAAGAAAAAACAAGAGUCAUAUGCCCAUGAUUCUGAUACAGACAAAUUUAAGUUAACAUCAUUUCUGUUUGACAAAAAACAAUCCACUGAGAAGAAACAACCCUUGGCUUUGGAGAAGAAAGUUGAGUUAGUCACAUUCCAAAUUUGUGGACAAAGCCAAAAAAAUGUGGAUGAUGCUGCAUCUUGGAUAACAAAAUUGAUUUUAAAGGAACAGAGUGAAAACACUAUUUCAGAUGAGCUAAUUGAAAGUUUUGAUCAGAGGCAGAUUAAUACUCUGGCAGAUCUUCAGAGAAGAAAACAUGUUAGCAUUCAGCUUGAAAACAACCUGUCUGCCCCGCAGAUUAAAAUUUCUGGUAUUAGCCGGGAUGUCUAUUCUGUUUCUAUGGAAGUUCAAAAUAUGAUCCAAAAACUUAAGGAUGCUCGAGAAGAACAAUCCAAGGCAGAACUUGUUUAUAACCUAAUUGAAUGGAGGUAUCCAGGAAGCAAUGAUACUUUUGAAGCUUUUGAUAAGCUGACAAAUAUGCAGCUAGAGGAUGCCAGAAUAGCUAAAAGCACAUAUGUUAUGGUCAAAAUUAAGAAUAAGAAUUACAAAGUAGAUCUGAACACUCUACAAGCUAAUGAUGACCAAGGAACAACUAUAAGCAUUCAACGUGUGCUGAAGAAUGAAGAGAAGCAGGCGGUUGAGCUGCCAGCGGAGUGGGAAGACAUGAAGGAGGAGUGGGUCCGGGUGGUGAACCUCCCACCGGGGAGCCAGCAAUAUCUGGACGUUCAGAAAGAAUUUCAGAAAACCUGUCCCAACUUCACCAUAAAGAAGAUUGAAAGAAUACAAAAUCCCUUCCUCUGGCAGACCUACCAAAUCAAAAAGAGAUCUAUGGAUAAGAAGAACAAAAAUCAAAAUAAUGAGAAGUUGCUGUUUCAUGGGACGGCUGGAUACUUGCUGAGCACCAUCAAUCACAAUGGAUUCAAUCGCAGCUUUGCUGGAAAGAACGCUGCCGUGAUUGGAAAGGGAACCUACUUUGCUGUCGGAGCGGAUUAUUCUGCUCAGGAUAUUUAUUCCCGACCAGAUGUGAACGGCAAAAAAUACAUGUACUUGGCUCGGGUCCUCACUGGAGAAUACUGUGCCGGGAGCGCGGACCUCGUUACUCCACCAGCAAAAAACCCGGCGGAUCCUACGGACCUGUACGACAGCGUGGUCAAUGACAUUAAUCUUCCAGAAACGUUCGUCAUAUUCAGUGACAUUCAAGCAUACCCGGAGUACCUGAUUACUUUCAGAAUUUCUUAAUACGAAGCGCCUAGCGACUGCCCACAAUGAUUUACGCAGAACCCUCACUCUCAGGCGGGAUAACCUUGCUCACCACUGCGGCUUUCGGGGGGAUCCACUGAUGUUUGCUGCCGUUAAGAGCCCCAGAACGGACUUGGCGUUCGUUGCUUCGCCCCGGCCCGUGCUGCCGCGGCCACCUGGCGAUCGCCGAGGGGCGCGUUCCCGACCCCACAGCCGCUUCUUAGGGGCGUCGUCUGCCUCCCGCGGAUCAGAACUUCUGCGUGCAGAAUCUUGGCUGUUGGAAUUUCUAGGAUAAUAACAAUAAUAAAUA